GAGGAAAUAUUUUGCUCGAUACAAUUUACCAGAAGAAUACAUAACCAGUUGAUCUUUCUAUUAGUGCUGAACACAAUUCUGUCUGUAACCGCGUUUCUCGGCAAUACUCUGAUCCUACUAGCCCUCAAGAAAGUAACAUCUCUACACCCACCGUCCAAACUCUUGUAUCGUAACCUAGCCGCAACUGAUCUCUGUGUUGGUUUAGUUGUGGAACCUCUGAGUGUUACCUCCUUGAUCGCUGCUGUAACUGGACGAUGGAACAUUUGUCGGCAUGCAUUUGUUGCAAAUUAUGUCACAGGUUAUAUAUUGUUUGGGGUGACUUUGUCAACUAUAACGGCGAUCAGCUUGGACAGACUUCUAGCGCUUUUGUUGAGGCUUCGAUACAGACACCACGUAACCUUGAAGCGGACAUGUCUAGCUGUAACUGCUCUAUGGAUUGUGCCUGUUGUCUGUACAACAAUGCACUUUUGGAAUCACCAGAUAACCGCAUGGUACAGUUGUAUACUUAUAUCAUUUUCCCUGGCCUUGUCAACUGCUUUUUUCGCAAAAAUUUUUCACGCUCUGCGUCAUCACCAAAUUCACCCGCAGAACCUAAUUCACCAAGGACAGUCUAGCGAAGCAAAUCUACUGCACAUGUCGCGCUACAGAAAGGCAGUAUCGAGUGCACUGUGGGUGCAGUUGGCAUUAGUUAUUUGCUAUCUGCCGAUAACCAUAGUGGAGGCUUUGACAAUUCAAGGAUUGUCCCCAUCUGUUGUCAUUGCUAAGGAGUUUGCAGGGACUCUAUUCUACCUAAACUCGACAUUAAACCCGAUAUUAUACUGCUGGAAGAUGAAUGAAGUUAGACAAGCGGUGAAAGAAAUAAUUGGAGAACUUGGGUGUUUAUUCUGUCUGCAUUGUUUAGAUCGUUAGUUUCUGUCAGCGCGUACAGAGGAAGAGAGCUUGAGCCUCCAGGAUGGCGAAAUCAACGAGAAGGACAAAAAGGGAUGGGCUUUGGUUUGGUUUCUGCGUAAUCGCCCUAAAAGCCAGGUCCUUGAUCGGACGAUAAAGACGAUGCCAUGCAUGUCGAUUCGCACAAUAGAGAACCUUAAGGCGAUAUAUACAUUGGCUGGUGCCGAUGUAAUCGUCCGAGGCUAAACACUAGUUUUAGAAUGGCAGUGCAAUUCGCACCAAUACAAUUAGACUUAAUAGAACAAAUUGCAAGGUAGUUAUAAGGUAAUGCUACAACGAAUUCCAAAAUAGGGAUUAUUACCGCGAAAAAUAUUUCGGGCUUAAAUUUAGCGGUAAUGUCCGUGUAAGAUUCAAGACGCUCAAUAAAUGUAACGUGUUAUCGCUUAGCCUGCAUAACAGGUGUUGUUUUUUCCCCGCGUCGCGCGUGUCUGGCGAUCCUCCCUCGCUUUGCGCUUGUCUUCGCUCGACUGAAAAACGCGAAAAAAUAACUUUAAUUUUUGUAGUCUGAUCAAGUACAAGGUUCUGUUUUGUUUGUUGUGAAUUUUUUCCUCUACUGAUGGAAGACUGUACACUGAGUUGACACACACAUGACGACCCUCGUCAACAUGCUGGUGUCCGUCUCGGGUUACCGGUCCUUUCAAUACAAGUUGAUUCGUUUGAGGUCUAAAUAGCUCCACGUCCUUGGCUUAAAGAACGAAGGUAUUAACUAUAAUGUUUUUCUUGUUCACUCGCAAAGUAUACUUGAAGUGAACAAAAUGUUUGUGCAAUUUCACUGCUUGAGUUUGUAUCGAAACGACCGGUUUCCCCGUCUCGCACAAAAAGCUCCUGGAGACUUGGCGAAGUGUUUAUUUCGAACAAGUUACGCAUUUGAAAUGCGACAAGUGUACAAGUAUGCUGUGAAAUAAAUCUACAUCGAGAAUUUUGUCAGAGAUGAAAUUAAGAAUCUGACUUGCUUGUAGUCCUUCUCCCAGAACUUUAAAGAACGCAAAAGAAUGUAAAAAGCGUACGUGAUAAAAUUAACAUUUUCCGCUUCUUUCCCGCCAGGAGUUUGCUGAAAUUUUCAUACGCUAUCAGUAAUGUGCACAGCGCCGUUGCUGAAUUUUGAAAAAACGCCCUCAGGCAAAUUGCAAUUAAAAAAGCAGCUGCAGUUUGUAAAUAUGCUCUUUUUGAUUUUAGGGUUAUUAGUUUAAAAUACAAUUAAAUUGAUUUGGCAACCCAGAGUUUGAAAUCCACACAAGUAAUAUAACAUCAAAACAAAAACUUUAUCCCAGCGGAAAGGAAAAAUAAAACAAAAUUAAAAAUUAGCAAUAGUUUUGCAGAAAAGCCCUAACAUUGGCUCCAUAAUCAAUAUGGCAGAUGCAGCUGGGCACGAGAUAAUAAUCGUUGACGUUAGGCUGAGUGCGUACAAACGGACGCAAUAACUCCCAACAUUGCUGCGCCAACAAUGCUAACCCGAAACCUGAGGUAAACAACUUUUCAAGCAGAGCAGAAAAACUUGGGCAGUAUGGGAAAUAAUGUUUCACGUCUUCAAUAGAUGCAUCGCAAAGAACACAGGCAGAUGAAGGACAGCAAUUUUCUAAAAAAGGUGAUAAUUUAAGGCACCAAAAUUAAGUCUCAAACGAGUGUGAAAAAUUGACGCUGAAUGAUCCCCGAUAUAAAACAGAUAGCUGCGGGAUUGAAAAUGCAGGAAUUUUAAAAUGUUGCGCUUGAACCUGAAGGAGACCGGAAGACCGUUCCACUCUUGAAUCGAUGAAAAGAGAAAGAUUUUUUUGUGCCUCUCAGUACGAACGAAGGGGAAGCAGAGAUUAUUGGCAGAACGAAGACUAUAACCAGAUCUUUCAGAAACGAAAUUAGGACAUUAAUCAUAACUAUAACAAAAUUGUCAAAUCUGAUUGGCUCUCAACUGCCCUGAUUUCAGCCUUAAUUGGACAGUUUAAUAGGACAGUACGCGUCAUGCCUAAGUAAUUGGACAGUACGCGCCAUCACGCGCGCGCUUAAAUGGCUUUUUUUUUCACUGCUAGCAAAACAGGAUUUCGAAUUUCUUGUGUUUUGGUUUAAAAAAUAGCCUAUUGUAUCACAAAUUUUGUUAAAGUUAUGAUUAAUUGGUAACAGAACUUCGUGUCGCCCAAUUCAGUCUGUAAUCAUACUCGUGAUUAAACAAAUCGGACUCCCGCUACGCGGUCGUCCGAUUUUGUUAAUCACUCGUAUGAUUACAGACCGAAUUGGACUCCACUCAGUCCUGUUACCAUUACUAAUCAUAACUAUAACAAAAUUCCCAAAUCUGAUUGGCUAUCAACUGCCCUGAUAUCAGCCUUAAUAGGACAGUUAAAUAGAACAGUACGCGUCAUGCCUAAGUAAUUGGACUGUACACGCCAUCACGCGCGCUUAAAUGGCCUUUUUUCACUGCUGGCAAAAAAAAUGUCCUGGAAUUUUUAGUGUUUUGAUUUAAAAAAAGACCUUAUAUAUCACAAAUUGUGUUAAAGUUAUGAUUAAUUGGUAACAGAACUUCGUGUCGUCCAAUUCGGUCUGUAAUCAUACUAGUGUCUAAACAAAUCGUACGACAGAGUUGGACUCCACUCAGUCCUGUUACCAUUACAAAUCGCAUAAAUAAGGAGGGGCUAACUUAUAUACCAUUUUGUACAUCAAACUAAGUUGAUGAAUUUUUCUUCUAACACCAAGUUCAACACAAGAAAGUUCAUUUAAUAGAGAUACCCUGUUUGUACCUUUUAAAGCACCGGUUACAACCCUUGCGCCCUCUAUUUGUAAGCUUUGUAUAACAAAUUACUAUCAGAUUCAGAACAUCCAUCCCAAACAUAAUCAGCAUAUUCUAAGGAUGAACGCACCAAGGAUUUGAAUAAAACUUCAAGUGUAUAACGGCUCAAAUUGUCUUUCAAUGGCUUUAGGAGGUUUAACUUUUCGGAAGCUUUUUGAUGAAUUUUUAAUAUAUGGGCUCGCCAAGAUAAGUUAGAAGACAAGGUCAAACCAGGAUGUUCAUGAACUGUCACAUCCUCAAUAAUACUAUUGUUCAAAAUCAAAGGGGGCUGCAAAGGCUUACCUCUUUUUGCCGAAAAAACAACUGAUUUAGUCUUUGAUUCAUUCAUAGUCACCAACCACCGUUUAGCCCAAUCAGAUAUUGAUGUCAAGCCAUGAUCAAGUCAUGAUGUUUGUUAUAGCUUUAUAAAUAUGAGAAACACCUGUCACUGAAAUGCAAACUGCAGAAAGAUGACGGCGAGCCAUUUCACCGCCGAUGGAAAACAAGAAAAAUAUGAGGAAAUAUUUUGCUCGUUAGAAUUAACCAGAGGAAUGCAUAGCCAGUUCAUCUUUCUAUUAGUGCUAAACACAAUUCUGUCGGUCACCGCGUUUCUCGGCAAUACUCUGAUCUUACUAGCCCUCAAGAAAGAAACAUCUCUUCAUCCACCAUCUAAACUCUUGUAUCGUAACCUAGUCGCAACUGAUCUCUGCGUUGGUGUCAUUGUGGAACCUUUGAGUGUUAUUUCCUUGAUUGCUGCUAUAACUGGACGAUGGAACAUUUGUCGGCAUGCAUUUCUGGCAAAUUAUAUCACAGGUUAUAUAUUGUUUGGGGUGACUUUGUCAACUAUAACGGCGAUCAGCUUGGACAGACUUCUAGCGCUUUUGUUGGGGCUUCGAUACAGACACUUUGUAACCUUGAAGCGGACAUAUCUAGCUGUAACUGCUCUAUGGAUUGUG
This is a messenger RNA of Porites lobata, 4656 nucleotides long. Lineage: Eukaryota; Metazoa; Cnidaria; Anthozoa; Scleractinia; Poritidae. The record is from the annotation of a GenBank genome assembly.